AUGAUUCUUACUUUAUCGUAUAUUGUUACGUCAAUAUUAUUUUCGGGUGUAUUAUUGUUGACAAUCGUACACUUUUACGUCCAUCUAAGAACUCAAGGACGUCUUUGUAAUUUGAUCCCUGGACCUGGUAAAUCGUAUCCAAUCAUCGGCAAUUCAUUGGAUUUAGCAGGACAUCCAGAAUUAUUGAAGAUUCUGCUAACUAGCACAAAAAAUCUGGACAAAAGUAACAUUUAUGAUCUACUUCAUCCUUGGUUGCAAGAUGGAUUGCUCCUCCGUGAAGGAGAAAAAUGGAGAAGCCGAAGAAAAAUAUUGACUCCUGCAUUUCACCUGAAUAAUCUUAGAGAAUAUAUGGAUUGCUUUACGAAUCAUACAAAUCAUUUGAUUAAGAAUCUCAAAGCAGAAUCGGGUUCAAAUGGAGUUAUUAAAGAACUAUUACCGUUACUUACAAAAUUUACUCUUAAUAUAAUACUUGAAUCAAUCAUGGGCGUUGCAAUUGAAGAAAAUGAUAUGGAACAGUACAAGCAAUCAGUUUACGAAUUUGGAGAAACAUUUAUUUAUAGAUCUUUCAGACCAUGGUUGAGGUCGGAAUUCCUUUUUAAGUUAACAUCUAAAGGUCGACAAUAUCAAAAAAAUUUGAAAGUUCUUCAUGGUUUUACUAAAAAGAUUAUCGAAAAACGUAAGCAAUAUUACGAAGAAACUGGUGGUAAAUAUUCAGAUAGCGCUAUGUCAGCAGAUGAAAAGGAUCUUCAACCUAUAAAAGCCAAUCAGAAAAGACUUUCUUUUCUGAAUAUUUUAUUCUCAGCUGUUGAACAAAAUGAAGAUGUCGAUGAUCAAGGAAUUCAAGAAGAAGUUGAUGGUUUCAUUUUUGCGAAUCGGGUAAGAGCAGAAAUUGAGGAAGUACUAGCGGAUAAUAAUGGACAAGUAAAUUUUGAUAAUAUCAAACACUUAACAUACUUGGAAUGUUGUAUCAAAGAAUCAUUGAGACUUUAUCCCUCAGCCGUACUUAUAUCGAGGAAAAUUCAAGAAGAUUUAGUGUUAAAGCACUGUUACGUGCCAAAAGGAACGAUUAUAAUUCUUCGAAUAUUUGACACUCAUCGUGAUGCUAAAUUCUGGCCACGUCCGAAUGUUUUUGACCCAGAUAGAUUUUUGCCUGAAAACUCAGUAGACAGACACCCUUUUUCAUUUAUUCCAUUCAGUGCUGGUUCACGCAAUUGCAUUGGCCAAAAAUUUGCAAUGCUUGAAAUGAAGACUUUCAUGGCUGGUCUACUUUACAACUUUUAUUUGGAACCUCAAGAAACUACCGCGAAUGUACGUUUCACUCCUGAAAUUGUAAUAAGACCGGCUCAUCCAGUUUAUGCCAAAUUUGUGCCAAUAAAUAGAGAUAGUAGUUAA
Cotesia glomerata is the source of this 1392-nucleotide messenger RNA. RefSeq names its product cytochrome P450 4C1-like. Lineage: Eukaryota; Metazoa; Arthropoda; Insecta; Hymenoptera; Braconidae. The transcript is spliced from 10 exons. The record is from RefSeq and is a predicted model, not a curated record. Gene Ontology annotation, molecular function: monooxygenase activity; heme binding; iron ion binding. The coding region runs from base 1 to 1392 and encodes 463 amino acids.